AACUCCGCGGAGCGAGUGGGAGCUGGAGCGCCUGUCUAUAUGGCGGCCGUGCUGGAGUACCUGACGGCCGAGAUCCUGGAGCUGGCGGGCAACGCGGCGCGCGACAACAAGAAGACGCGCAUCAUCCCGCGCCACCUGCAGCUGGCCAUCCGCAACGACGAGGAGCUCAACAAGCUGCUGGGCAAGGUGACCAUCGCGCAGGGCGGCGUGCUGCCCAACAUCCAGGCCGUGCUGCUGCCCAAGAAGACCGACAGCCACAAGGCCAAGUGA
Tinamus guttatus (white-throated tinamou) is the source of this 270-nucleotide messenger RNA. RefSeq names its product histone H2A-IV. The record is from RefSeq and is a predicted model, not a curated record. Lineage: Eukaryota; Metazoa; Chordata; Aves; Tinamiformes; Tinamidae. Gene Ontology annotation, molecular function: DNA binding; protein heterodimerization activity; structural constituent of chromatin. Gene Ontology annotation, cellular component: nucleosome.